Molecule: messenger RNA, 4192 nt
Organism: Siniperca chuatsi (mandarin fish)
Lineage: Eukaryota; Metazoa; Chordata; Actinopteri; Centrarchiformes; Sinipercidae
Product: angiopoietin-related protein 1-like
Exons: 6
Coding region: 427-1881 (484 amino acids)
Biological process (GO): cell surface receptor protein tyrosine kinase signaling pathway
Source: RefSeq, a predicted model, not a curated record
UCGCCUGCUGCACAGAGCGUGCAGGCUGUGGCACACCUGAGCCAAGCAGAGGUCAUAUAGGGCCUGGGGGCCCUCGGCAUCCUGCAACACAGCUACAGAGGAGGAAGGCAGGGCCAAGCCUUCCCUCUGCUCAAACUACAGAGAAAAUCACACCAUCAGCCUCCCUCUUUCUGUAUAUGGACCACCCUCUACUGUUCUCCUAGUGGACAGUGUUUGCUUGUGCCAUAGCUGUGUGCAGGCCUUCAUUCUCAAUGAGAGCAAAGACAGAGGGAGACUGAGAGUGAGAGGAGGAGAAUGGAGAGCAUGAACCUGCAUAGGAAACACAACUGAGACACCAAGCUGGGUCUUACCUGCACCUCCUGGACCGCUGACUGAACUCACUGACACAGAUCUUUAGCUUGUUUGGCGAUAAAGACAGGAGGAACCAUGGGAUCUGGAACAUGGAGCCUAUUUAUUCUGUUUGGUCUGUCUUUCUGGAGCAACAGCCAAGCCCUCACCAAGAACCCCAUCCUCUCUCGGAUACGAAGGGCACCAGAGGCCAACGGAGAAGGCAAGAAGUGCUCCUACACCUUCCUGGUCCCUGAGCAGAAGAUCACAGGACCAAUCUGUGCCGCCCGCGGUUAUUCAACCGACAAGGACCGAGUGACACGUCUGGAUGUGGCUGCGGUGCGCGACCUCCUUUCAAAGCAGCGUCGAGAGAUGGAGACUUUGAAGCUGGUGGUGGAUGUGGAUGGCAACUUGGUGAAUGAGAUGAAGCUGUUGAGGAAAGAGAGCAGGAACAUGAACUCUAGAGUGACUCAGCUGUACAUGCAGCUGCUGCACGAGAUCAUCAGGAAGAGGGACAACUCACUGGAGCUGGCGCAGCUGGAGACACGCAUCCUCAACGCCACCGCAGAGUCACUGCGCUUGGCCUCCAGGUACAGGGAACUGGAGGCCAAAUACGCAGCCCUGUCUGCAGUAGUGAACAACCAGUCAGUGUUGAUUGGGGCACUGGAGGAGCGUUGUAUGCAGGUGUACAGCCGCAGGCAUGAGCAUUCACCCUUGGGACCUCCACUUGUGCAGGUGGUGCCUGAGAACAUUCCUGUUAAUGUGCCACGUUUCACCAAUGAGAUCCAGAGGGACAACACCCGAGGGUUUGCCCGUGAAAGGGGCUCUCGCUCUGGGCCGUCACCCACAAGUGGCACCCUGGAAGUUCAGAAACCUCCACAGAGAAACUUCAGUGCUGAAGGCCCGUUCAGAGACUGUCUCGAGGCACAGGAAGCUGGCCACAGCACCAGCGGCAUGUACCUGAUCAGACCAGACGAAGCUGAGAGGCCAGUGCAAGUCUGGUGUGAACAGGAUAUAGACAACGGGGGCUGGACCGUUAUCCAGAGCAGGAGAGACGGAUCCGUUAACUUCUUCAGAAACUGGGAUAACUACAAGAGCGGCUUUGGAAACAUAGACGGGGAAUACUGGCUCGGUCUGGAAGGCAUCUACAACCUGGGGAGGCAGCGGGACUACAAGCUGCUGGUGGAGCUGGAGGACUGGAUGGGCAAGAAGGUCUACGCUCAGUACAGCAGCUUCCAUCUGGAGCCUGAGAGCGAGGGAUUCCGCCUGCGCCUGGGCACCUACCAGGGCAACGCCGGGGACUCCUUGAGCAGUCACAACGGCAAACAGUUCACUACUCUGGAUCGAGAUAAGGAUGCCUUCUCAGGUAACUGUGCCCAUUUUCAUAAAGGAGGCUGGUGGUACAACAGUUGUGGCCAAGCCAAUCUUAAUGGUGUCUGGUACACCGGAGGCGUCUACCGCAGCAAAUACCAAGAUGGGAUCUUCUGGGCCGACUAUGGCGGAGGCUUCUACUCUAUGAAGUCUGUCCGUAUGUUGAUCAGGCCCAUAGACUGAGGAGAUACUGUAAGCCGGGCUGGUCCAGGGGCAGCUAUGGAGGCCAGGGCAAACUUGAACCUUGUUCUAAAUUGUGACUAAAAAGAACUCCAAUCAAUGGAGAUUACAACCAUCAGUAGUGACUUGAACUGCCUCCCGUAACAGACAUGGACUCUGCGUGAACAUUGUUCUCUUUAUAUCAUAAUAGAUUCACACAUAGAGGGAUUUAAGGGACAUUACUAUUUAUAGUAAGCCAUACAGCUACAAAUACAUGUGAUGGUGAAGAGAAAUUAAGAAUAACUGCAGCUAAAUAAUGAUCUGAUUAAGAGACCGCAGUGUUUUCCUCAUUACUAGGUCACCCCGUGGAGAGGAGGCGCCACAUCCUAAGUUCACUGGUAUUGAUUUCAUUCAUAAGCUUUAGCGUCACAGGGUCUAAAUGCAGCUCUUCCUACCUCGCCAAGAUAAACGUGUAGGGGAAACAUUCAUACAUGGUAUUUAACUUGUGCUAUAGUUGCUGGGAGCUGGAAAAUACAUUUUGUUAAUACAUAUAUAGAUUUAUUUAGACUCUGUAUCCACUUCCAGAUCUGAAAAGACCAACACAUUAAGGAGUUGGAGAAAGGAAGGUGGUUUAAAUUCAUGUUUUAUGUACAUUUGAUUACACAAAAACAGUACUGAUUUUUAUUUUUCUCUCCCUAAACUUCAAGUGACCUUUAUACUGUAUGUUAAACUACUUUGUCCAAGUGCAGAUGACCAGAAACAAUAAUUUAUGUGUAUGAUUAACUUAUCAUAACAGUCAAAAGGGCCAGGUGUCCUGAGGGAACAGUAAAUGAUCCUACAGAAAAUACAACUAAUAUCCUCCACUGUAUAUAUGACAAUCAUUCUCAAAGUGUGCUCGCACGUAUGGAAAUUGCUGUUAUAUGUUUUUGUCAUUUGGCUGUUGAUUAAAUUUCAGUAUGACUCUGGGAAAAACAAGCAUUGUUGAGAGAGAGAAAAAAAGAUGGAAUUACGUUCUGUUUUGAGUGGUUUUCGAGCAUGAAAAAUAUGCUGACCAAGCUUUGAGAGUUAUAGGCAAUGGGAUAGACAACGAGAAACACAUUGCUGAAAGCCAGACAGGAUGGAGAAAGAAAAAGAGAGGAGGGAGGAGGGAGGGCAGGAGAUGAACUGGGAUGGAAUCGGUCCAAAUUUCCAAGUUAUUUUCCCCCCCUCUUCCUUUUAAAUACAGAGAAAUUUACAUUCUUUCCACACAAAAGUGCUUGAACUGUAUGUUUUCGUAAAAAUAUCUUUCAUUGACAAAGUCACGGGUGCCUGCACUCUGUAAUCACCGGUAUGGAAGGAAAGCGGCAUCCUUUUGGGGAAACCAUCCCAGAGGAGAGGGGAAGGGGGGGGUUUGAAGUGGUCUGCUUUGAACAACAGCACUGCAUCCAACAGUCUUUGGUCUCUGAGCCCAAAAUAGACCCUCAUAUUGUGUUGUUUUUUCUUAUUGACCACAAUGGCCCUCACACCCAUCUCUUUAACAAACUUUUAUAAAGCAACAAAACACAAAGCCGGGAGACCGGUCAAACCCAGCUGGACAUGGAAACAUGUUUAUGAACAUGUAACAAAGCAGUGUCUUAUAAAAGCAAAAAAAAAAAAAGUUAAAAUUAAACAGCAAUAAAAGCUGAAACCAAUGAGUCACAAUACUUGGCAGAACAGUGUUACGCAACUAACAGUCAAUAAAUAGAGAACAUUUAGAGUCACAUCAGAGGACAUUCUUGUUCAUUCGGAUUCAAAGGAACUCCUUUCAUGUCCCAUGCUGAUUUAUACUGUUAACCAACUUAUAAUUAGUGCAUGACUUGUUAGUUUUUAGUCUUUGCUAAGAUUACAUGCACAUUUCAAACUUAUCUUGUUGGUGUGAGUCAUGCAGAUGAAAUGUUGAUGUUUUUCCAACUGAUUCAAACAGACACUGUAAGUCUUUAUGGAAGGAAGUACCAAAAGGAUGUUUUCCCGACUGAAAUUGUGAAGCAUAAUUGUGUUUAACAGUAAUAAGAGUUCUUUUAAAUGUGCGUGGCUGUGUGUGCUUUGCGUUGGCAUGAAAAAGUUGUGAGGAGACUGAUGAAUACAUAGUAGAGACAUCUCAUUUCAAGUUGUAACACAUUUCUGUGGAUGACUGGGUAAGGGCAAGUCAUCAGUUCAGGUCUGAACUACAUGACUCUUUUUCACUGUGUAUUUCUUUUUGUUCCACUGUCAAACAAAGCACAAUGAAUACCUUUGUACCUUAAAUUUGUCAUAACCAUCAAACUUCUGUUUCCCGAAGGUAGGCCUAAUGAUUUCAUUAAUAGAGUGUCUACAUGCA